AUGGUGGAGGAAAUUUCUCAUCUAUGCAAGGGCCUCAAGCUCACAGAGGAGGAACAACAAGACUUCCAUCUACCGGAGGAGGAGUUUACGCUCGCACAGGAUAUCAGCAACUCCUGUCUUGUUGCUCUGGUAGCUUUAGACAGGGAAGUGAAUAAAGGGGCAUUCAAAAUAACAAUGUCCAGGGUCUGGAAUGCUGAACGUGGGAUAUCCUUCAAAGACAUAGGAAGGAACAAGUUCUUGCUCGAGUUCCAUAGUUCCAUCGUGCGGACCAGGGUGUUAACAGGUCAACCUUGGUCUUGCCACAGAAGUUUGAUCUGUAUUCAAGAAUGUACUGGCAGGCUGGCCUUAAAAGAUAUUGAGUUUUCAUUGGAACCAUUUUGGAUCCAACUCCACGACCUUCCCUUUCCUGCUAUGAACAGAAGAAUGGGUGAGAAACUCGGGGCUAGUGCUGGAAAGGUCAUCAUGGUGGAUGUUGAUGAAAAAGGAAGAGCUUGGCGGGGAGUCCUACGUGUGAAGGUGUUGCUUGACUUAUCAAAACCUUUGACUAGGGGAUGUGUAAUCAACGUAGGGGACUCUCGAUCCUGGAUACCUUUCAAAUACAAAAGACUACCUCCCUUUUGUUACCAUUGUGGUAUAAUUCUGCAUACACAACUCAGUUGUACAAGACGUGUCUCAGAUGGUAGUACUUAUGCUACUUCUCAACUCCAAUAUGGUCCGUGGCUCAAAGCUGACCCUAUUCAAAAGCCAAGGUUUCACAAAGCUCAAUCAAACAGUCUAGAGGGGAAGGCCUCAGGCAGCGGUCUGCAGGCUAGUUCCGAUGACCAAGGAUCUAAUUUUGGCGGGAACAACACUUUUCAAUAG
This is a messenger RNA of Juglans regia (Persian walnut), 861 nucleotides long. RefSeq lists its product as uncharacterized. Bases 1 to 861 code for a protein of 286 amino acids. The record is from RefSeq and is a predicted model, not a curated record. The transcript has a single exon. NCBI's taxonomy places the organism in Eukaryota, Viridiplantae, Streptophyta, Magnoliopsida, Fagales, Juglandaceae.